Cinclus cinclus is the source of this 4559-nucleotide messenger RNA. It is a transcript of the gene ASB13, whose product is annotated as ankyrin repeat and SOCS box containing 13. The transcript is spliced from 6 exons. Gene Ontology annotation, biological process: protein ubiquitination; positive regulation of protein catabolic process; intracellular signal transduction. Gene Ontology annotation, molecular function: protein binding. Bases 1 to 837 code for a protein of 278 amino acids. The record is from RefSeq and is a predicted model, not a curated record. Lineage: Eukaryota; Metazoa; Chordata; Aves; Passeriformes; Cinclidae.
AUGGAGAGCGCCGGCGGCAGCGGCUCCGUGAGGGGCGACAUCAGUUUCUGGGCUGACAGGACACCGGUGCACGAGGCUGCCCGGAGAGGGGAGAUCCUGCAGCUGCGGCAGCUGAUCGAGAGCGGCGCCUGCGUCAACGCCGUCACCUACGACUCCAUCACCCCCCUGCACGAGGCCAGCCUCAGGGGACAGACCCAGUGUGUCAAACUGCUGCUGGAUGCGGGGGCCCAGGUGGAUGCCAGGAACAUCGACGGCAGCACACCGCUGUGCGACGCCUGCGCCUCGGGCAGCGUGGAGUGCGUCAAGGUGCUGCUGUCCCACGGAGCCAAGGUCAACCCUCCCCUGUACACGGCCUCCCCCCUGCACGAAGCCUGCAUGAACGGCAGCUCGGAGUGCGUGCAGAUCCUGAUCGAUGUGGGUGCCAACCUGGAGGCUCACGACUGUCACUUCGGGACCCCCCUGCACGUGGCCUGUGCCAGGGAACACCUGGAUUGUGCCAAGCUGCUCCUCCAGGCAGGAGCCAACGUGAACGCGGCCAAGCUGCACGAGACAGCGCUGCACCACGCGGCCAAGGUGCGCAACGUGGCCCUGGUGGAGCUGCUGGUGGAGUUUGGGGGGAACAUCUACGCCCGGGACAACCGCGGCAAGAAACCCUCGGAUUACACCUGGAGCAGCAGCGCCACGGCCAAGUGCUUCGAGUACUACGAGAAGACCCCUCUGAGCCUGGCCCAGCUGUGCCGGGUCACCGUGCGGAGAGCGGCCGGGCAGAGAGGGCUGGACAAGAUCUCCAGGCUGGAAAUCCCUCCCAGGCUCAUCCAGUACCUCUCCUACAACUGAGGGAAAGGGAAAACCCUUGGAAUUCCCUGGGAAAAGUCCCUGGGAUCCCACAGGAUGGAGGAUUUCUCCUGCUCUUCUACCUCCCCCACAAACGUCCUUUGUAAUUUAAUUUAAUUUUAUUUAAUUUAAGGCGCUGCUGUAAAUAGGAUUUGUCAGGAAUUCUACUUUUCCAGGCAGUUUUUUUGGGAAUUUCCUGUGGGGAUUCAGGCUCUUCCAGGUGGGAUUCGCCUUCCUGGAUUUUCCUGGAUUUCCUCUGUGGGAUCCAGCCAGGGGGAAGGGAAAUGGGAUAAUUGUGCAGUGGGAGUUAUUCCAGCUGGGAAUUCCAUGCUCUGGAGCAGCUCUGAUCCUGCUUUUAUCCCAUUUUUCCUUGCAGAGACCCCUCUGAUCCCAUUUUUACCCAUUUGUAUCCUGUUUUCAUCCCGUUUUUAUCCUGCUUUUAUCCCAUUUUUAUCCCAUUUUCAUCCCACUUCUGUCCCAUUUUGAACCCAUUUUUCCUCCCAGAGAUCAUCCAGGCCCUUUUGGAUGACCCAGCCUGGAAUUAUCCAGCCUGGAAUUCAAGCUUUUGGAUGAUCCAGGACACCUUUCCCUGCCAUUAAAAAUUCCCUGUUAAUGAGUUAAUUCCCUAAACAAACUAUUCCCUCAAUUAAUUCCCAAAUUUAAUGAGCUGAAGGCUAAUUAGAGGCACUGCAGCUCCUUCAUUUAGGAAUUUUUUUUUAGGGUUUUCCAGGAGACCCCAGAGGCUUUGGAUCAACCCCCAGGAAUGAGGAGAGGCCAGGCUGGGAUUGGCUUUGUCCCAUCCCCAUUCCCAGCCCUUUCCCACAUCCCAGAAUAUUCCCUGAUCCCAGAUUUUAUUGCUUCCUCCCUGGGAUACAACAGGAAUUGGGAUCUGCCUGGAGAUUUGGGAAUUUUGGGAUUGAGUUCUCUUCCCUUUGGAGCUCUUUUCCCAAUGCUGGAGGUUGGGAUUUUUGGGAUUCCAGCCUCGAAUCCCAGCUGGAAUUCCAGGCUGGAAUUCCUUGGGCACCACUGGAGCUUUGAGCUGGAAUUCUCCUCCCCCUUCCAGAUUUUCCCUGGAAUAAAAAACAAUUUCUGUGAAAUUUUCCAGCAAUCCUGGGAAAUCCCGGAGCUUCCUGAUGAGAACAAAUCCCUCCAAAAGUCCUUGGAAUCCAGACUGGGAAUGCUGAGCUGGAGCUGAAUGCACUUUAUGGGGUUUUAUUUUUUAUUUUUAAUUUGAUUUGUUCCUCCCCCUUUUUAUCCUGGAAAUCUCAAACCCUGCUGUUCUCAUCCAAAUGUUUCAGUUGGGAUUCCCAGAAAUGUGGAAUUGUGGAAGCUCAGGGAAAAAUCCCAGAGGGUUUUUGUUUUUGUUGGGUUUUUUUGUUUGUUUGUUUGUUUUUUGUGGGAUUCAUCCCUGGGAAUGGCAGGAAAAAGGUUUUGUGGGAUAAUUUGAGAUCCCAAAUCCCUUCUGAGGGAUCCCAAAUCCCUUUUUAGGAUCCCAAAUUCCUUUUUAGGGAUCCCAAAUCCCUUUUGAGUGUUCCCAAAUCCCUUUUUAGGAUCCCAAAUCUCCUUUUGAGUGUUCCCAAGUCCCUUUUUAGGUGUUUUUUCCAACCCUGCCUAUUCUGGUAGAAUAACGGAAUUACAAAAUCCAAGUUUCCCUUGGAAAAGCAAAAAAGAUUCCUUGGACAACCAAUAAUAAAUUCCCCAAAUCCUUGGAUUUUAAUCUUUAUUUCCCCUGAUUUUUAAGCUGUUCUGGGAGAUCCCAAAGUUUGGGACUUUUAAUUUAAGAUCCAUUUUAGGAAUUCCUGCUGAUGGGAUUGAGGAGAGCUUUUAGGGGCACUAUCCUGGAAUUCCAGCUUGGAAAACUGGGAAUAACAUUUUAUCCACAUUGAAGUUGUGGCCUCUCCUGAUCCAUGAAUUAUUGGGAAUAAUUCCAUGUAUUCCAUGAAUUCCACUGAUUCCAUCCCAGAGGCCCUGGAGGAGCUGCUCCGUGUCCCAUUAAAUCCCAGUUCAUUUGAUCCCAGCUGGAAUUUUUAGGGAUCUUCCCUGGGUUUUUAGGAGCAUCUGGAUUCCCUCUGGCUCAAGGUUUGGGAUAAAAACCUCAGAGAAUCCAAGGCCCCCAGAUCCCUCUUGGAUCUGGGCCUGAGAUUUGUAGAAUUCCCUGUGGAUUUGUAGAAUUUUGGGAUUUCUGGGAAUGCCAGAAGUGGCCAAAUCCCUGGAAUAAUGGGAAUAAACUCCUGGAUUGAUUUUGGGGUUGCUUUGGGACAAUUCCUUCCCCCUUGAUUCCCAAAUCCCACCAGGCCAUUCCUGCUUUUAUCCCUCCCCUUCCCAGGCUUCCCAAAUUCCAAACCCAGCUGAAAAUUUUGGGAGAACUCCUCUGUCCUGUGGAUUUCCUGUGGAUCCUGCUGCACAAUUCCAGGUGGGAACAGGGGUUUGCCUUCAUCCAUAGAAAUCUUUGGGAUUGGAAUUUUGCUUGGAGAAGGGCAGCUGGAUCCUGGCAGCUUUUCCCAAAAUUUGAGGUUUAUCCCGGGAAAACAGUGGGAUUGAAGGGAUUCCUUUGGGAGAAAACCUUGGGAAGAUGGAAAACUCUGGAUUUUUUUUUUUUUCCUUGAUUCCCUGGAUGAGGCAAAUCCCUGCAGGCUUUGUGCUGCAGCUUCCCAAAUCCCUGGAAAAAGGCUGGGAAAAGGACAAAUCCCCCCCAAAAAAAACCCAGGAUUGGGAUUCCUGGCUUUUACCUUCAGAGGGGAAAAAUAAUUCCCAGGAGUUUUCCUGAGUUUUCCAUCCCUUGGAUCCUCCGGAAUGAACCCAGGAGUGGCUGCACCAUAUCCAGGAAUUCUGGAAUUCUGUCUCACCUCUGGAUUUGGGAAUGAAUCCACCCAAACAGCGAAAAUCCAGAAUAUUUUCCUGGAGUUUUUCCACAUCCCCUUUCCUCCUUUUUUUUUUUUUUUUUUUUUUUUUUUUUUUUUUUUUUUUUUUUUUUCAGGAAAAUGGGAGAUCCUGUGGAUCUUUAUGAGGAGGUGGUGGCAAUCCCGAAUUUUUUUGGGUGGAUUUGGAGAGUCUGGAGAAAAUCCCUGGAGCACCAGGUCAUGGUUUUAACUCCAAAAUUGCCAAUUCCCAACUCCAACUCACAGCAGAGCCCAGGGGGGAUCAAAUCCCAGUGGUUUAUUGGGAUAUAUGGAAAACGGGAAGAAUCCUUUGGCUUUUCCCACCCCUCCUGCACGACACCAGGGAUGAAAUCCUUGGAUCCUAAAAUCCCAAACUCCCCUCCCUCACUUUUCCCUCAUCCAAGAGAUGGAUCCUGAGCUUUUGGUGGUGCCGUAAAACUGCGAGAUCCCGGAUUUCCCCUGGAUUCAGGAACUCGGGAGGUGUUGGAAAGGGGAAGAGCUCCUUAAUGGUGGGAAUUUGGGCACCUGGAAUGUUCUUCCUGAUUAAACUCGGGAAGGUUUGAGGUAGUUCCUGAUUAAAAUUCAAUCUGGAAAAGUCUCAUCCGUGUGGGAUUGUGUUUGCUGUGGGAUCUGCCCAGGAAUUCUCUUCCUUCAGCCUCAUCCUGAAUUCCAGUGCUGGGAGAGCUGGGAAUUCCAGCCUGGAGAGAAGAAAAUUCCAGUGAGAGCUUCCAGAACAUUCCAAGGCCUGAAGGGGCUCCAGGAGAGCUGCAGAGGGACUGGGGACAAGGCAUGGAGGGACAGGACACAGGGAAUGGCUUCCCACUGCCAGAGGGCAGGGAUGGAUGG